CUAGGUAACAUCUGCCGCUCACCGAUGGGCGAAGCAGUCCUCCAAGAUAUUGCGAAAAAACGCGGUUUGGACAUCGUGGUGGAUAGUUGUGGGACUGCUGGAUAUCAUGUCGGGGAGGAACCAGACGAAAGGACUGUCGCCGUUUGCCAAAAGCACGGUGUUCCUAUCUCUAGCCACGCGCGCCAGGUGGCAUCAUCGGAUUUCACUCGUUUUACUCAUAUCCUAGCGUCCGACGAGAACAAUUUGAAGAAUCUCAUCAGCGUCAAGCCGGCAAAUGCGACCGCAGAAGUUCGGCUCUGGGGAUCAUACCUCGAUGGGAAAUCAAUACCAGAUCCGUAUUAUGGACGAACGAAUGGUUUUGAAAACGUGUAUCAACAAUGUGUUCGCCUUUCGAACGCUUUUUUGGACGACGUGACAGCAAAGGCAAAUUUAUAG
Laccaria bicolor S238N-H82 is the source of this 435-nucleotide messenger RNA. RefSeq lists its product as uncharacterized. NCBI's taxonomy places the organism in Eukaryota, Fungi, Basidiomycota, Agaricomycetes, Agaricales, Hydnangiaceae. The annotation marks the transcript as partial. Gene Ontology annotation, molecular function: protein tyrosine phosphatase activity. The record is from RefSeq and is a predicted model, not a curated record. The transcript has 4 exons. Gene Ontology annotation, biological process: protein dephosphorylation.